AUGACUGUAACACAUGACGAGUACCCAUUCGACUUUAUGAUCCCCUACAACCCCAAGGACUGGGUCCUUACUGGUAUCCUAGAGAACCCACCUCAUUCUCCUGUACCCUUUCGCCCAAAGGUGCCUUUCGAUCUUUCCAAAACCGACAUGAUUGCCAUUUGUUGCGAGAAGGUUCUCUGUGCAAAUAACACCGAAGCUGCUGUUAGAGUUGCUGCAGUUGACCGCAAGCUCAAGGUGGUUUUUGACAAGCUUGUCGAACCUGAUCAGCCAGUUAUCAACUACAGAACCAGCAUUACCGGACUCGAUUGUUUUACUCUUGUACAACGAAAUGCUAUUCCUUUGGCAGAUAUACAGGACAAGUUGCUGGGACUAUUUCAUAUGCAAACUAUAAUGGUAGGUGACCUUUUGAACAGUGAUCUCAAAGCUUUGAAGAUGGAUCAUGCAAGAGUGAUCGAUACCUCACUAGUGUUCAACUAUGAUCUCUCUGGUGGUGGUGGUGGUAUCGAAAAACUUCCAAGGCCCUCUUUGGAUCAUCUCUGCAAGUCUGUUUUGGGAUGUGAAAUCAAGAAAUCUCCGGGCAGAUGUGUUCAUAAAGCUGUAGCUACGAUGAAACUUGUGCUUGCUAUACUGAAGCGUGGCGCACACACCUCUGUGCCACUACCUGAUGAGCGUCCUAUACUGGUGCAUGGCGCAAGCACCUCUGUUCAACAACCUGAUGAGAUGUUGAAAUCUGAUGAGUGGGAGUGGGUAAAGAUCUGA
Molecule: messenger RNA, 759 nt
Organism: Brassica oleracea var. oleracea
Lineage: Eukaryota; Viridiplantae; Streptophyta; Magnoliopsida; Brassicales; Brassicaceae
Product: small RNA degrading nuclease 2-like
Exons: 5
Coding region: 1-759 (252 amino acids)
Cellular component (GO): nucleus
Molecular function (GO): nucleic acid binding; exonuclease activity
Source: RefSeq, a predicted model, not a curated record